This is a messenger RNA of Oikopleura dioica, 426 nucleotides long. NCBI's taxonomy places the organism in Eukaryota, Metazoa, Chordata, Appendicularia, Copelata, Oikopleuridae. The record is from the annotation of a GenBank genome assembly.
AUGAGUGUCGAUACUGCUCAGAGACGAAAGCAAGUACUCGAUGAUUUCAUCAAGAAAACGAGGAAAAUGGCCGAGAUCUUUGAUCCGAAUGGCUGCGCAAUUUGCGUUUUCGUCGGUGAAACACAAACGCCAUCAUUCAAAUGCGAUCGCUGUCCCGGAGGGAUCAAGUUCUACUGCGCCAAGCAUGUAAAACGAAUCGCAGAACACAAUAAGAGCAAUAAGAACUAUCACGAGGUUGAAUCGAUCUUUCCGAGCUCAAAUUUGAGAAGUAGAAAGCAAUUUGAUGAUAUAAUCGACAAAAAUAUUGAUGACGUACAGCUGCUGUCGGAUUGCAUGGUCGAAGAGUUAAACAUCCAGAAGGCAAAGAUGAUCAAGGCCGUCAAAGAUCGGGCAAAGAGAUGCGCGAAGAGUUCGCGAGGCAAAUGA